Molecule: messenger RNA, 822 nt
Organism: Momordica charantia (bitter melon)
Lineage: Eukaryota; Viridiplantae; Streptophyta; Magnoliopsida; Cucurbitales; Cucurbitaceae
Source: RefSeq, a predicted model, not a curated record
AUGCUAGUGCAUCAGGUAGUAGCUCGAAUUGACAAGUACCCCCUCGACAAUCUGCUUCAGUGGCCAGAAUGCUCCCGAAGUGACGCCGACAAAAAAUAUAGGAGCAAUUACUACAAAUUUCAUCGAGAUCACAGACACAACACCAUCAACUGCAGAGACAUCAAAGAUGAGGUUCAAUCUUUGUUCCAAAGAGGUAACCUGAAGGAGUUCUUGAAGACCUGGGGGGGCAUUGGUAAUAAGCGGAAGGCACUAGCCCGACAGGCUAGACGGAAACCCGGAGUAACCUUCUUAAACGAAGAGGUGAAUACCCAGCUCCAGCCGCACAACGAUGUUUUUGUGGUCGUUGCCAGAAUCGACCAUGAACCCACACGUUGGAUGCUGGUGGAUGGAGGGAGCUUGGCGAAUGUCCUACCUUUGACGAUGUUAUGCACGCUUGGGUGGGACCUCACGAAUCUCAAAAGGUGUGCAUUGCUGCUGGUUGGCUUCUCCGGUGAACGACUCCAUCUUGAAGGCAGCAUCGAACUACCCCUAACCUUGGGGGAAGGAAAAGAAGAUGUCACUCGGAUCGAGGAAUUCAUGGUAAUCGAUGGUCUUCUAGCCUACAACACCAUCCUUGGAAGACUGGCGAUACACAACAUUAGGGCUGUUCCAUUUACUUACCACCAAACAAUGAAAUUUCCCACCCUCAACGAGAUGAGAACCUUGGACGAGCAGCAACGAGCCUCAGAGGAAUGUUACGCCACCACUAUGAAGGAACCAAAAAUUGUGGGUGCCAUCAACAUUCUGGAAGGCGAGCCCGAACCCGACUCCUCCACUUCAUGA